AGCGGGCAGCCCGAGCCUCCCUGCCCGGCCGCUGCGGGGAAGGCCGGAGAGCCGGCGGGGCCCGGACCCGCCAUCCCGGGCGGUGGCGGGAGCUCGGGGCAGGCUGCGGCCUGUCCCGCCGCCGCGGCACCGGUGAGUCCCGGCGGAGGCCGGAGAGCUCCGGCAGGUGCCUGCGUGCCGUGGCGCGGGCGAGGCGGCGCGACCCGAGUCCGUCGUGGGGACGGCCGGCACCGCGGGCCGGAAGGGGCCUGGGCCCGGCGGCGGCUGGCGUGGGGAUGGCUACGGUUAGGGCUCCGGCUGACUCACUGCCCUGGCACUUCCUCCCCGGCGGCGGCGGGAAGGGGCGGGGGGGGGAAGGCAGAGGAGGUCCCCCCGAAACCGGGGAGGCGGAAGGGCCCGGCCCCUUCCUAGCACCACCUCCGGGAAGGAUGGGUUGAACUCCAGCGGGGACGGAAAAGGCGGCUGCAGCGGGGAGAUCCAGCCGGUGGGACCCGCUCAGCAAAGCCCCCGGCCCGCGGGGCUCCGUCCCGGCGUUGGGUACCGUCGCCCACCGGGAUGACUCCCCAUCGGCCGGCGGGGCCCGGCUCACCGCCCCGGCGCGGGGCUCUCUUGCAGAACGUGUUGGCCAAGGCGCUGUACGACAACGUGGCCGAGUCCCCGGACGAGCUCUCCUUCCGCAAGGGCGACAUCAUGACGGUGCUGGAGCGCAACACGCAGGGGCUGGACGGCUGGUGGCUCUGCUCGCUCCACGGCCGUCAGGGCAUCGUCCCCGGGAACCGCCUCAAGAUCCUGGUGGGGAUGUACGACAAGAAGCAGCAGCAGCAGCAACAAGCUUCCAGCUCGGCGCAGGGGCAGGCUCCGCCGCAGCCGUCGGUGCCGCAGCCGGCUUUGCCUUACCAUCACCAAGGGGGCUACGCCCCGCUGUCACCCGCCUCGCAGUACACACCCAUGCACCCUGCUUAUGCCCCCCAAGGGGACAACGUCUACCUGAUGCCGGUCCCCAGCAAGGGACAGCAGGGUCUCUACCCGGGCUCGGCACCCACCGGACAGUUUCCGCCUGCCCCAGCCAAGCAGCCACCCAUCUACCCGAAGCAGACGCCUCCCCACGCCUUCCCCAGCCCCGGCCAGGAGAUCUAUCAGGUGCCACCAUCCCUGGGCCAAGCGGCCGAGGCGUACCCCGGGGGCUCUGCCAGCCCCCCCCAGGACGUCUACCAGGUUCCUCCCUCGGCCGGUCAGGCUCAAGACAUUUACCAGGUGCCCCCGUCGCUGGACAUGAGGAGCUGGGAAGGACACAAGCCCCAGGGAAAGGUGCUGGUGCCUACCCGCGUGGGGCAAGUGUAUGUCUACGACUCCCCCAAGGGCGAGCAGGAUGAAUAUGAUUUCCCUCGCCACCUCCUCUCCGCGGGCUCCCAGGAGAUCUACGACGUGCCGCCUGUCCGAGGGGGGGUCCCGAGCCAGUUCAGCCAGGAGGUCUAUGACACCCCCCCCAUGGCAGUGAAGGGUCCCAACGGGCAGGACCCGGGGCAUGAGAUCUACGACGUGCCCCCCAGCGUGGAGAAGAACCUGCACCAAACCGUGUACGACAUCCCUCCCUCGGUGAGCAAGGACGUGCCGGACGGCCCAGCGCGGGAGGAGACCUACGAUGUGCCGCCCGCCUUUGCCAAGCAGAAAGCCUUCGACCCCUCCCGCCUUGUCCCGGCCCAGCAGGAGCCCUACUUGCCAGAGGAUGUCUACGACGUGCCGCCGGCGGCUGGGAAAGGUGCCCCCGAGCUGCCACUCUCCCACGAGAUCUACGACGUGCCCCCCAGCCUCAAGAAGCUGGGGGGGUCGGCCUUCCCCUCCCAGGAGGUGUACGACGUGCCCCGGGACCUGCACGCCCCAGGCAAGGGCUCCCUGGACACGGAGGGCGAGUACAUCUACGAUGUCCCGCCGCAAGUGGACCGUGAGACCAAGGGCGCCGACGCCAAGCGCCUCUCGGCCUCCAGCACAGGCAGCACCCGCAGCAACAUCUCCACGUCCUCGCUGGACACGGUGCCCGUGAAGGAGCCGGCUAAGGGAGCCGGCAAGGAGUUCUCCCUGGACUUGGACGCCGCCAUGGAGACGCUGGCCAAGCUCCAGCAUGGCGUUGGCGGCGCCGUCUCCUACCUCAUGUCCUUCAUCAGUGCCAACUGGCGCAGUCCCGAGCACAUGGAGGCCAAUGCCGCCAGCAUCCGCGGAGCAGCCGAGGGCGUCCGGACGGCCCUCCGGGACCUGCUGGAGUUUGCCCGGGGGGCGGUGGGCAACGCCGCCCAGGCCUCCGACCGUUCCCUCUACGCCAAGCUCAGCAAGCAGCUGCAGAAGAUGGAGGAGGUCUACCAGGCCCUGGCGCGGCACAGCCAAGCGCUGGAUGCUUGCCACUGGGCCCCGAGCGCCCUGGCCGGCGGCAAACCGGGCACGGAUGACUUGGAGCACUUUGUCAUGCACUCGCGCGGUGUGCCCGAUGAUACCAAGCAGUUGGCCUCCUUCCUGCAUGGGAACGCCUCCCUCCUCUUCAAACGGACAAAGCCGGCGGCGGAGAGCGGUGGCCACGGGCCCCCUCACCCCUCCGACAAGGCCAGCAGCAUCCAGUCGCGGCCCCUGCCCUCCCCACCCAAGCUGCUGGCUCAGGAGUCGCCCGACGGGCCCUAUGAGAACAGCGAGAGCGGCUGGAUGGAGGACUACGACUACGUCCAUCUCCAGGGCAAGGAGGAGUUUGAGAAGACCCAGAAGGAGCUGCUGGAGAAAGGCAACAUCAUCCGGCAGGGCAAGGACCAGCUGGAGCACCAGCAGCUGAAGCAGUUCGAGCGGCUGGAGCAGGAGGUGACGCGCCCCAUCGACAACGACCUGUCCAACUGGAGCCCCCCCCAGCACUACGGCCCGGCACGGGGCAGCGGGGCCCUGUGUCCCGCCGACCGCCAGCUCCUCCUCUUCUACCUGGAGCAGUGUGAGGCCAACCUCACCACGCUCACCAACGCUGUCGACGCCUUCUUCACUGCCGUCAGCACCAACCAACCCCCCAAGAUCUUUGUGGCCCACAGCAAAUUCGUCAUCCUCAGCGCCCACAAGCUCGUCUUCAUUGGGGACACGCUGUCCCGCCAGGCCAAGGCCCAGGAUGUCCAGCACAAGGUGAUGCACUACAGCAACCUUCUCUGUGAGAUGCUCAAGGAGAUCGUGGUGACCACCAAGGCUGCCGCCCUCCACUACCCUUCUCCUGCCGCCUCUAAGGACAUGGUGGAGCGUGUCAAGGACCUUGCCAACAGCACGCAGCAGUUCAGGAUGGUGCUGGGCCAGCUGGCGGCUAUGUGAUGGCCCUGGGCUACUGUCCCCUCCCCACAGCCCCCAGCCCAUCCCCAGACAUGCAUCUCCCUCCACGAGAGCGCCCUCCGCCUGGUGUAAGCGGACAUGUACAUAGAGACUCCCACGCACACCGGGGGCCUGGGGCUCCACUGGUAGAGGGGUGAGGGGCUGCGGCCAUCAUCCCCCUUCCUCUUCUUCCUCCCUCUGGCCAGAGUUGGUUUCAGAAGCAAAGCUGGGAGGUGGAUUCGCGCCUGCUCCCUCCCUGCUGUCCUCUCUCCGUACAAAACCGGCAGCCGUUCCCGGCCAGGAGGCCACGGGGCCACGGCCGCAGUGAAUGGAGACGGGUGCACCGGGCACUGGGGCAAUGCUGUGGCUGUUCAGCUCUGGGGGGGCUCCGGAGCAGUCUCCCACAGCCAGGGGCUUUUAAUGGGGUGGAAGCCCCCCCCUUGCAGUGGGACAGCGGGGCAGGGAGGGGGGGUGCUGCCUCCCCCGGGGCUGUGGAUAAGGGUCCCAGGGGAGCAGGGGAUGAUUUGGGGCAGGAGGAGUCUGACCUGUGCGUUCUCAUGUCUUGGGUUUUGCUACCGUACCAGCUGUAACGGAAACACAAACUGAAAUUGGUGCCUUUUGAACACAGGGGAAGCUUCUGCUGGUUCUGAGAGCUACGGCGUUGCAGUCCCCCAAAACUCAGCCCCCCUGCUCCCCAGCAGCAUAAAGAUUUGCCUAGAAAUCA
This is a messenger RNA of Grus americana (Whooping crane), 4045 nucleotides long. It is a transcript of the gene BCAR1, whose product is annotated as BCAR1 scaffold protein, Cas family member. Gene Ontology annotation, cellular component: focal adhesion; cytoplasm; plasma membrane. Gene Ontology annotation, biological process: cell migration; cell surface receptor protein tyrosine kinase signaling pathway. The transcript has 6 exons. The record is from RefSeq and is a predicted model, not a curated record. Bases 556 to 3324 code for a protein of 922 amino acids. Gene Ontology annotation, molecular function: protein binding. Lineage: Eukaryota; Metazoa; Chordata; Aves; Gruiformes; Gruidae.